Amphiprion ocellaris (clown anemonefish) is the source of this 3226-nucleotide messenger RNA. RefSeq names its product protein phosphatase, Mg2+/Mn2+ dependent, 1J (gene ppm1j). Gene Ontology annotation, biological process: protein dephosphorylation. The coding region runs from base 466 to 1968 and encodes 500 amino acids. NCBI's taxonomy places the organism in Eukaryota, Metazoa, Chordata, Actinopteri, Pomacentridae. The record is from RefSeq and is a predicted model, not a curated record. Gene Ontology annotation, molecular function: protein serine/threonine phosphatase activity. The transcript has 10 exons.
UCCUCAUAUCGCCGCAUCUUCCGCAUUCGCUAUUGGCAGACUUUCACUAUUAAUGCUCAGCCUGUCCUUGUGACUACCGCAGCCAAUAAACACAGUAUUUCUUGUGAGGGUUUUUAAAAUAUUUUGGGGUGUGUGUGUGACAUUUCCACGGCUGCCUGUACAUCCCAGUAAGCCCAGCCUUCUGAGAGGAGACUCAGCCUCCUGCCGGAUUACAGCCUUUUACGCAGGCAGCCAGUGAGGCUUUAUUCUGUCUGAACGAGGAAAACAUCGCGUCUGUCUUUCUGAAAGCUGUCACAUGGGGCCGAGGAGGGGGAAAAAGCGCUUCCUGAAAUGAUCCUCGUCACUGCCUAUGUAUUGUUGUUAUAUUUCCUCCUCCUCCUCUUUCACUAACGUAACAUCGCAUCGCGUUUAAUUCUCCGUCCGGAUCUUCUUCGGGUGUUUUUUGUUUUUUUUAUUUUGUGGUCGAUGCCGAUGAUGAUGAACAAAGUUAAAAACGCGAUGUCCAACCUGGUCGGAGGGAUGAUGCCUCACGGACACCACCACCACCACAACCAUCACUCAGGUGGCGGUCAGACCUGCGGACCGGACAGCCUGCCGCCGCGCUUCCCCUACGGCCGCCCGGAUUUCUUGGACCUCUCCCCGGAGCUCCUGCAGUACUCCACCGAGCACGCAUCACGGCCGGUGCUCACGUUAAAGAGAGGCAGCAGGCUCCCCUGGCAGACGGGAUACGCAGAGGUGAUCAAUGCGGGGAAGAGCAUGCUGAACGAGGACCAGGCCUCUUGUGAGAAAGUGUUUGUGAGGAAACCGAGUGGCAAACAUCGUAACUCCACGCUGCUGGAGGACAACGGGGAUGGCACAGGAAUCCCUCUCCACUUCUGGGGGGUGUUUGAUGGACACGCUGGUUCUGGCGCCGCCAUCAUGGCCUCCAAGCUGCUCCACCGCCUCAUCAGAGACCGACUGGGAGAAAUCUGUCACCUCCUGGAGAACCCCGGCAGCGCACCUCCCAUCUGUCUGGCCAAGAACGGCAGCCCAUACCAGGCCGAGUCGAAGAAAGGAGCCGACAAGGAGCCGGAGGACCCCGACGCCGUCAGCGACUCCACUGUGCGCUUUCACAUGGAGAAGGUUGUUAGUCUGGAGAGCCUGGUGAUGGGAGUCAUAGAGACCGCCUUCAAACAGAUGGAUGACCUAAUUGAAAAGGAAAAAGCGUCAUACGCCAUCUCUGGUGGGUGUUGUGCCUUAGCUGCCAUUCAUUUAAUGGGGAAGCUCUACGUAGCCAAUGCUGGAGAUAGCAGGGCCAUAAUCAUACGAAAUAAUGAAGUUAUUCCUAUGACGAAUGAAUUCACACCCGAGUCAGAGAGACAACGACUCCAGUAUCUGGGCUUCCUGAGGCCAGAGCUCCUGGGUAAUGAGUUCACUCACAUUGAGUUCCCUCGAAGGAUCCAGCACAGCGAGCUGGGCAAAAAGAUGCUCUACAGAGAUCACACCAUGACUGGCUGGGCAUAUAAGACAAUCGUUGAAGAUGAUCUGAAAUUCCCCCUGAUAUAUGGAGAGGGGAAAAAGGCUCGUGUCAUGGCAACAAUCGGAGUGACCCGCGGGCUCGGUGAUCAUGACCUGAAGGUGUACAACUCCAACAUUUACAUCAAGCCCUUCCUGUCCUGUGUACCUGAGGUGAAGGUUUAUAACUUGGAUGAAAACAAGCACGGCCCAGAUGAUGUCCUGGUCAUGGGUACAGAUGGACUGUGGGACGUAACAACGGACAGGGAGGUGGCAGAUGCUGUGUCUGCCUACUUAUCCUGCUGUGACCCCUCUGAUCCCAUGAGAUACACACUGGCAGCACAGGACCUGCUGAUGAGGUCACGAGGAGUCCUCAAAGAGCGUGGCUGGCGGCUACCCAAUGAGAAGCUGGGCUCGGGCGAUGACAUCACUGUGUUUAUCGUCCCACUGGUGGGCCACGAGUCAGAGACAUGAUGAGGCGUGGCAGGGGCAGGGCUGACUCUUUAGGGUCCUUCCCACGGUCCCUCCAAGCUCCCUCCAACCUGGACCGAUGGGGCGACGGGAGAAGAAAACACCUCUGUCAUCGGAAGGACUCGGGUCUGAGCAGCACCUUCAUCCACCCACAAGAUCAGAUCCAGUCCCUUCAUUUUAACUUCACCCAGAAUCAGCCUCCCGACUCCUCCGAUUGGUCUCAGUCAUGCAACAAAAGAUUUUCAGUGACAGAGAAGUCGCUGUCUCCCCCCUCUAAAUACCUGGUGUUUGUGAUGGUUGCCAGUGACAAUGAAAUCCUUGUGGUAUUUUUGUUUGUUGUUUAUGUUCGAGGCUGGGCUGCCACGCAAACCUUUCAAUGGAUUGUUCAUUUGCAUUUCAUGCGCUAGUUGUGACUCCUUUUGUAAAAAAAAACAAAAAAAAACAAAAGAGAAAGGCCUCCCACGGUUUUCACAAUCAUGUGGUCGCAAUAGAGAAUGUGAGGAAACCAAAGAGACGCUGCUGUGGCAUGAGGAUGGAAAUUCAUCGAAAUAAAACAUAAAGGGACAGUAAAACAAACAAAAAAAAUCAUUAGAUUCGUGUCUGUACAUUAAAGGAGCAUGGAGGAAGCAGAAACAGAGGACUGGACCUUUACAGCACUGGAUUGGUUGAGUCUGUGUUGCAGUAUUUCCUUUUGUUAAUAAUGAAUGAAUGAUGACACCUGAGGCACUUGAAGAUUGUUGCACAUGCUCUGUGGUAGCCUGUUGAUUUGGGAUAUCUUUCAAUUGAAUGUGCUUAUAGAUGGCUUUUUUUUAUUUUUGUCAUUACAAUAAAGAAAUCAGAGGGUGUUCAGUUUAAUUUAACUACAUGUUUUCCUUGUUCAGCGCUCAGAAAAGAAGGUAAAUUGUUCAUGUGAUGAGCUUCACACAUAUGCCUUAUUAAAAGAUGAAAGGGACUUUAGAGUUUUUUUCUUCAGAUGCACUAAAUUUGAUCCUGAGGCAAAAAGAAAAAAAAAAAAAAAACAUUGUACGCCCUUAAAUGUACCACAUACCUCUUUUGUACCAUUUUUGUUAAGUCAUGUUAUUUAGAUUCUCCAUAUAUUUUUAAGAAUAACUGUGGCUGUAAGCAGUAUCAGAAGUUUUAUUUUUAUGUUUCUAUCCAUAACUGUUUGUUCAGACAGAUGAUGUGUACUAGAAUGUGAGCUACCAAAAUGUGUGGUAGAAGGAUAACGUGUUCCGCUUUAGAAAUAAAUCAGAUUUUCCCA